AUGACCAAACCAAAACUUAUGAGAAAAAAAAUGUUAGAAGAAUGUGAUGUUUAUAUUUAUGAUUUGAAUUUUUCAGAAAUUGAUGAUGUAUUGUUUGGAGCAAACAUAUUACACAAAGCUAAUUUAGAAGAAUAAAAAACUUUUAUUUUGAUUUCUGACGUAAUGGUAUGGAAUGAAACUCCAAAAAAAAUAAAAGAAAAAACUUCUGUAGUCCAAGAAGAUGUUGAAAAUCCAGAUGGAUAAGCAGAAAAUGAAUAAUAAGAAUAAAAUUUAGAUAAAAGCAAUUAAGAAGAUUAAGAAAAUUAUGAAAAUUAUGAAAAUUAAGAAAAUUAAAAUGAAGUAAAUAAAAAUGAAAAUUAGAUUGACGAAGAAGUAGAAGAGCCAAUAGAAUAUACUUUUUUUAAAGAAUCAGACUAUAAAUUGAGAUAAUGUUCAGAAAAAUAUAUCAAAAUGAAAAGAAUGGAAGACUUAAUCUUAUCUUUGAAAAAAGAAAAUCUCAAAAUAAUCGUGAUUUGUUCAGGAAUUCUAUAUGGCUUAGGAGAGUUGGCCUUUAAAAAUCAUUUCAAAGCUUCAUGGUUAUAAAAUCCCGAAUAUUUGCCUUAUUUAGGUGAUGGAUAGAACCUAAUUCCGACAAUACAUAUAAACGAUUUGGCUAAAUUUGUAAUAAAAGUUGCUGAAAAUCCACCUGAAAAUAAUUAUUUAUUCGCUAUUGACAAAACUUAAGAUAAAAGAUAGUAAAAUAUUAUUUAAAAUAUUUCAAACGGUGUCGGUUCAAAGAAAAUAACUUCAGUUGAAAAAUCAGAUCUUAUUGAUGAAAAUAUGGUUGAUAUUUUUAAUUUAAAUGUUGACAUGUCACCUUCGCCACUUCUCGUAGGUGAUGAAGAAAAUCCUAGUGACUUUUAAUGGACUUGCUAAAAAGGGUUAGAUGAUCCAGUUAAUGUUUAAAAAGUUUUAAAAGAAUUUUGCGCUUUUCAUAAAUUGAGGCCUAUUAAAAUUAUUGCAAAUACACCAAGUAAUGAAAGAAUUGAUAAAAAUUCUAAAUUUGAUUGGGCCAUCAAAGAAGUAUCUGAACAUUACAGAAUACCUAUAAUAAAAGUACAUGAUAUUAUUAAUGAACUAGAAUAAAAAACAGAAAUUGAUGAUACAUUAUAUAGCGAUAUAAAAGAAGAAGCACAAAAUAUAAGAGAUUAUUUAAAUAACCCUAAAGAAUAAAAACUUAAUGAAACUUUAAAAGUCUUAUAUAGAGCUGUAAAAUGGCGAUUAAAUUAAAAUGAUUGUUUAAAUAGAGGUUAUAUUUUAGAUAAUUAUCCGAUUUUCGGAGAAGAAUGCAAUUACAUAUUUUAUCCUUAAAAAAAACAACUUGAUAGAAUUAGACCGAAACCAAAAAAAUAAAAAAAGAAAAAAUAAUAAGAUGAAAAUGAAAAUGAAGAAAAGCCAGAAGAUGCAAACGAAAAUUCUCCUAAUCAUGAAAAUAAAGACGAAUAUAAUGAAGAAUAAAGCAACGAAUAAUAAGCGUAAGAAUAACCACCUGAAGAAUAAGAAGAAGAAGAAGAACCUCCAGCUGAAGAAGAAUAACCUCCAGAGGAAGAAGAAGAAGAUCCUGACAAUCCAAAGCCUAAAAUAGAGCCUUACUAUCCUGAAUCUGUGAUAUUUAUUAAAAAAAUAUUUACAGAAGAUAAAAAUAAAAAUGAAAAUCCAAAUUGUUAGUUAGUUGAAUAUUUUUCAAAUAAAAAAUUAGAAACAUACAUAUUUGAUACAAGAGAAAAGGAAAAUUUCGAAAUCUUCGAAUGUUUAAGAAUUUUCAUUGAAAGAGAAAGAAGACCUUAUAAUUAUUUAAUUGAAGAAGAAGAAUUAAAGCAUAGGCAUAAUUAAUUUUAUAAAAUUAAAAAUGAAAAUAUUGAAAAAUCUAAACACGAUAAAUAAGAACAAUUGGAAAAAAACUUAUCAAACUUAAAAGAUUAAAAAAAUAAUCUCGCAAAAGAAUAAUUAGAAUAUGUUUCUAAAAAUGAAGGAGAACUUGAUAUCAUUAAAAAUAUUCCUUUCAGAAAUUAUCUUAUGGAUUAUAUUGUACCCGAGUUAAAUGAAGGUUUAUUAGAAGUUAGUAAAAUGCUUCCGGAUGAUCCUGUGGAAUUUUUAGCUGAAUAUUUAUACAAAUAAAGUUAUGAAUGA
This is a messenger RNA of Ichthyophthirius multifiliis, 2169 nucleotides long. RefSeq lists its product as hypothetical. Lineage: Eukaryota; Ciliophora; Oligohymenophorea; Hymenostomatida. The record is from RefSeq and is a predicted model, not a curated record. The transcript has 12 exons.